This is a messenger RNA of Cotesia congregata, 228 nucleotides long. Lineage: Eukaryota; Metazoa; Arthropoda; Insecta; Hymenoptera; Braconidae. The record is from the annotation of a GenBank genome assembly.
AUGGAUGAAGAAACAUUAAACAGAUUAGCUGCAGAAGCAUUAAUUGAAGAAGCUAAAAUAGGAGCAAGAAGAGCUGAAGUGAUGGGUCCAAGUGGAUGGGUAAAGCCCAGAGAAACAAUCAAUAAACGAUUUCUGCAUUCAACACUGCGUAAUGCAAUAAUAUCAAACAAACACCGACACAAAGAGAGUAAGGACCGGGACAGUUCAAAGUCACGUAAAAAAAAUUAA